AUGAAUGGCGUCAAAUAUCAAAUAGACAUCGGUUGGCAGAGCGUGUACGAUGACUUAGAAGUAUUUGAAGCUCGACUACGAACAGCAGCUUUCUUCAUUGAUAGUAAUCCUGAUGACAACCUGACAAAUCCUAGCCAUCUACCCCGGGUACCAAAGGAUAGGAAAUGGAAACCUCCAACGUCAAGGUACCCUGAACUUGAACUAUUUUUAGCUAAUGUACGGCGUGAUCUUAUCAAUCCUGAGAACAUUUGGCAAGCUAGAGAUAACCUUUCUAAAAAAGAACGGGGUGCGCUUAAAAAACUUAAAAAUUCCAAUGUAGUGAUUCGUAUACAGGACAAAGGAUCCCGAUUUGUUUUAACUAAUGAAAGGGAGUACGAGGAAAAAAUGUUUGGUCAGCUAAACAAUCAGUUGCAUCAUGAACCUUUGCAAUUAGACCCAACCUCUAAAUAUUUGGCAUUAGUAGAGAGUUGGUGCUCCAAAUGGCUAGGAAAAGGUGAGAUUUCUCCCGAAGUAGCCAAAUGGGUUAUAAAUAAAGAAGCGAGACGAGGAGUUGCAUUUGGAAACAUGAAAACACACAAAACGGGUAACCCGCCCAGACUUAUUACAUAUUGUUGUGGCACGGCAAUUAAAAACAUAUCGGCCUUUACUGAAUUUUAUUUACAACCACUUGCUCGAAAAUUACCAUCGUAUAUUAAAGACACUACCGACCUGCUUACCAAAAUAGAACAUCUUAACACAAGCGGUCCAUUUCCAACUGGCACCUUAAUGGUCUCGUGGGAUGUGGUUUCAAUGUUCCCUAACAUCGAUAACAAACUAGGCCUCACUGCAGUAAGGAAGGCUUUGAGUAGAGAAAACAAAUUGCCAUCCACGACUUGCAUUUUAGAAGCCGUAACAAUUUGUUUGAAAAGCAGCCAUUCUGUUUUUAAAGAGAAUCUCUUUCUUCACAUCCAUGGCACAGCUAUAGGUCGGAAGAAUGCUUGUAGCUAUGCCGAUAUAGCCAUGGGCGAAAUUAAUCACAAAGCUAAGUUUUCUGGUCCGAUAAAGCCGUCCUUAUGGUGGCGAUAUCGAGACGAUGUAUUUGAUCUAUGGCAGCAGGGCCUUCCUGCCCUACAUAAAUUUACUGAUUACAUCAAUUCUCUAUAUCCUACUAUUAAGUUUGAGCUAGUUUUUUCUGAACGUGAGCUUCACGUACUUGAUCUUACUUGA
Molecule: messenger RNA, 1206 nt
Organism: Stylophora pistillata
Lineage: Eukaryota; Metazoa; Cnidaria; Anthozoa; Scleractinia; Pocilloporidae
Source: RefSeq, a predicted model, not a curated record